CGCGUCAUAAAAUAUUGUUUUGUCUUGAAAAAUAUUAGUCCUAGGUGAUAUCCUUGAAAUUAAUAUGGAAAUAUUGAUUAUUUUUACGUUACUUUUCGGAUUCGUAUUUGGCGCAGAUGAAGUAAUACAAUUAGACCAAGGAAAGUUGAUUGGUGGUAGUUUAAGAACAAGAAAUGGACGAGAAAUCAAAGCUUUUCAGGGAAUACCUUAUGCCAAAUCACCAACUGGAGAUCUUAGGUUUAAGGACCCAGUACCAGCAGAACCGUGGGUAGGCAUAUUAAAUGCUACUACUGAGCCACAAGUAUGUAUUCAGAGAAAUUUGUUUUAUUAUCAACAAGCAGACAUUCUAGUCGGUUCAGAGGACUGUCUAUAUUUGAAUGUGUAUACUCCAAAAAUACCAAAAAAGGGUGAUAGAGAAUUGUUUCCAGUUAUGGUUUGGAUUGCUGGUGGUGGUUAUUUUGCGGGUUCAGGAGGUUUAAGUUUAUACGGUCCUCAAUAUUUGUUAGACAAGGAUAUAAUUUUGGUUACUAUGAAUUACAGACUUGGAAUUCUAGGGUUUUUAAGUACUGAGGACGAUGAUUUGCCGGGUAAUUAUGGUUUGAAAGAUCAAGUCUUAACUUUAAAAUGGGUAAAAAAAAAUAUUGGUAAAUUUGGCGGUGAUUCAAGAAAAGUUACAAUAUUUGGGGAAAGUGCAGGAAGUGCUUCUGUUGGUUUACAUUUGUUAUCUCCAAUGAGCAAAGGGCUGUUUCACAAAGCAAUCAUGGAAAGUGCAUCACCAUUAAAUAUUUGGGGUGUAACUCCGCCGGGAUAUGCUAAACGAAGAGCUUCAGCUGUUUCAACUAUUGCUGGAUGCCCUGAAGAUCCAAAACAAAUGCUUAAAUGUUUAAAAGAAGUACCUGCAAAAGUUUUGGUGAACCUUUAUAACAGUUUUUUUGAGUGGAGAAAUUAUCCAAUUAUUAAUUUCAUGCCUGUUGCUGAAACCUGUAGCAGAAAAAAAGAAUCGUUUUUAUGCAAUUAUCCUUUGACUGACUUUAAACAAAAAUCAAGAGUUCCAGUUUUAAUCGGAAUGAACUCGGGAGAGGGUGGUAUUUUUGCAUCUCGAAUGUAUAAUGCAACUGAUCUUGUGUAUACUGAGUUGAAAGAAGAUUUCGAUCAUUAUGUAUCGUCAUUUUUACAGUAUAGAUAUACGACUAAGUAUUCAGAUAUUCCAGUAAUUGGUGACAAAAUAUUUGAACGAUACUUUCCUGAUGGGACUUUGAAUAAUCCUUUGGAUGCUGUUAAAAUGAUUUCAGGUGGACUAUUUUUACAUGGUAUUUUCAAAAUGGCAGUUGAGCUGGCAUCACCAGUUUAUUAUUACAUAUAUGAUCAUCAGAAUUAUGUUUCAUUUAAUUCAUUGUACGGACCAUACCCAUUUCCAAAAAAAUUAGGAGUAACGCACGCUGAUGAAAUAACCAGUCUGUUUUAUACAACUGAACGUGGAGAUUUGCAGGGCGAGGACCUUAAUGUAUCAAAUCUUAUGGUGAACAUUUGGACAAAUUUCGCCAGCACCGAUACUAUGACAACUGAUGGCUCAAAAAAAGGAAAAAAAUGGCCGAAAUUUAAAAAAAAAAAAUACGAAUUUGUUUUGAUAAAUACAAGUAUCCCUUUGAUUAAAGAAGGACCAUAUGUUGAUGAAUAUGAAUUUUGGAAUAGCUUGCCACUUUUAUCUGGAUUGAAUGAACCUCAACGGUCAGAAAAAUUGGAACUUCUCAAUAUGCGUCAUACUGUGUUGGUCGGUUUUACGUUACUUUUUGAAUAUGUUUUUUGCACCGGUCCACUGAUAAACGUACACGAAGGCCAGUUGAAAGGAAAACAAUUCUUGUCAAGAAACGGACGGAAUUUUUUCGCAUUUCAGGGAAUACCAUAUGCAAAACCACCGGUGGGACAGCUUCGAUUUAAGGCUCCGGAACCAAUUGGUCCCUGGAAAGGCGUAUUGAAUGCUACAUCGGAACCGUCGAUGUGUAUUCAAAAGAAUCUUUUCUUGUACCAGACGUCUAAUGUCCUCUUGGGCAGUGAAGAUUGUCUAUAUCUAAACGUCUACACGCCUAAGCUGCCCAAAAUAGGUGUGAAAAAUUUACCUGUCAUGGUAUGGAUUCCCGGAGGAGGUUUUAGCUCGGGACAUGGUGGUAUGCGACUUUACGGCCCUAAGUAUCUAAUGGAUAAGGACGUUGUUUUGGUUACAAUCAAUUACAGGAUCGGAAUUCUCGGAUUUUUGAGCGCUGAAGAUGACAUAUUGCCUGGAAAUUAUGGUUUGAAAGAUCAAGUAUUAGCACUUCGCUGGGUACAAGAUAAUAUCUCCAAGUUUGGCGGCGAUAAUAAAAAAGUUACAUUGUUCGGCGAGAGUGCAGGAGGGGCAAGUGUGGGUUUGCAUUUAUUGUCACCAUUAAGUAAAGGAUUGUUUCACAAAGCAAUCUUACAAAGUGGAAGUCCUUUUUGUUCAUGGGCUGUCUUGCCACCGGGCUUAGCUGAGCGACGUGCCAAAGCUGUUGCUACAAUUACUGGCUGUCCUCCCAAUUCGGAAGAUAUGAUUGACUGUUUAAGGCUCUUACCCGCCGAUACAUUUGUGCAAUUGCAUAGAAAUUUUUUCGAAUGGGAAGUACAUCCAUCAGUCACUUUUUCAGCCGUUGUAGAAAAAUGCAAUGACAAAAAAGAUUCGUUUUUAUGCAAUUAUCCUUUAAAAUAUUAUAAACAAGAAUCACUAGUACCAGUUAUAAUUGGAAUGAAUUCCGGAGAAGGUGGUUUUUUUGCAUCUCGAUUGUAUAAUGAAAAUGGUCUUAUCUACUCUGAAUUUGAAGACAAUUUCAGACGAGUAGUACCCUUAAUGCUGCUUUAUCAUUUCACUGCUUCCUACAAAGACGUUGGUGUUAUUAGUGACAAAUUAAAACAGCAUUACUUUCCAGAGGGGACUUCGAUCGAAGAAAAUCCUAAAAAAACAGUCGAUAUGGUCACUGGUGGUAUAUUCUUAAAAGGGGUUAUUGACAUGGCCAAUCAUGUAAUGUCACCUGUACACUUUUAUGUAUACGACUAUGUAAACAAGCAUUCAUUAAAUACAUUCUUCGGACCAUGUCCAAAACAUUUAGGUGUCACUCACGGCGAUGAAAUGAUUAGUCUUUUCGACUUCAUAGGCAAGCGGUUAAACACACAAGACGAAAAUGUGUCUAAACUUAUGGUAGACAUUUGGACGAACUUUGCUAGCUCUGAUAAGUUGACUAUAGAUGGCAAAAGUAACGGAAACUCUUGGCCGAGAUAUAACAAAAAGGACAUGAAAUAUUUAUUAAUAAAAUCAUCCACACCUAUUUUAUCUGAAAGACCAUUUAUGGACGAGUACAACUUUUGGAGCGGGCUACCACUGACGCCUAGUGUCAAUAAUAGUCGAGAAUAUUCCAAGAUUGAACUUUAAAUGUGUAUAAAUUAAGAUUGUAAGCGUCUUUAAUUUUAACCGUUAUUAUUCUAAAUGCAUGUUAGAGUAAAUAAUUAUUUAAGUUAUUA
Rhopalosiphum maidis (corn leaf aphid) is the source of this 3528-nucleotide messenger RNA. RefSeq lists its product as uncharacterized. NCBI's taxonomy places the organism in Eukaryota, Metazoa, Arthropoda, Insecta, Hemiptera, Aphididae. The coding region runs from base 65 to 3439 and encodes 1124 amino acids. The record is from RefSeq and is a predicted model, not a curated record. The transcript is spliced from 19 exons.